AGGUAGAAAAGAGAAACAUGGCCCCCUCUCGUAAAGGUAAAGUUCAAAAGGAAGAGAAUGUCCAACUUGGCCCUCAGGUUCCUGAAGGAGAAAACGUAUUUGGAGUUGCACAUAUAUUUGCCUCGUUUAAUGACACCUUCGUCCAUGUUACAGACUUGUCAGGAAGGGAAACGAUAUCUCGGGUAACAGGAGGUAUGAAGGUCAAGGCAGAUCGAGAUGAGGCAUCGCCUUAUGCAGCUAUGUUGGCUGCACAGGAUGUUGCUGCCAAAUGUAAGGAAGUAGGUGUGACUGCCCUUCAUAUUAAACUUAGAGCACCUGGAGGCAAUAAGUCAAAGACUCCUGGACCAGGAGCUCAAUCUGCUUUGCGAGCUCUUGCUAGAUCAGGAAUGAAGAUUGGACGGAUUGAGGAUGUAACUCCUAUUCCGUCAGAUAGUACGAGGAGGAAAGGUGGUCGGCGAGGUCGUCGUCUCUAAUGUAGUAAUUUCUGUAAAGUAAUAACACAGUAUUAUUUGCAAUAAAGACGAUGAAACUAUUUCAAUG
Messenger RNA from Trichoplax adhaerens, 540 nucleotides. RefSeq lists its product as uncharacterized. The transcript is spliced from 6 exons. Gene Ontology annotation, cellular component: ribosome; cytosolic small ribosomal subunit. Gene Ontology annotation, molecular function: structural constituent of ribosome; mRNA 5'-UTR binding; small ribosomal subunit rRNA binding. The record is from RefSeq and is a predicted model, not a curated record. The coding region runs from base 18 to 473 and encodes 151 amino acids. Lineage: Eukaryota; Metazoa; Placozoa; Uniplacotomia; Trichoplacea; Trichoplacidae. Gene Ontology annotation, biological process: translation; maturation of SSU-rRNA from tricistronic rRNA transcript (SSU-rRNA, 5.8S rRNA, LSU-rRNA); ribosomal small subunit assembly.